GCCAGAAAAUCCCCCAAACACGCUCACACCUCGCACGCGUGAGAAUCCCCUGAGCGCCCCCCUCCUCGCAUGCUCGCACGCUUCCCCCUCCCCAACCCUCUCCCGCCCGACCCGACCCGCCCAUCUCUGACGCCCUCCGCCUUCCUGUUCGGAGCCCCGGCCUACUCCUCGUGAGACGACGCCGUACGAUACAUUUCCGGUCGCCGGAAAAUUCGACCACGGAACCCGGUGAAGCAGCUAGGGCUUCUGAAUGGCGGAAGAGAAGUUGGAUCCGGUAGAAAAGUUGGAUUGGGAGCUCUGAGUGAAGACGAGGAGGUGGAAUUCGAAGAGGAAAUGGAGAAUUCCGGCCAAUGUGGAGUCAAUUUUGCUAGAAUUCGGUCGUGGCAGCUGGUUUUAGAAGUGAUGGUUUCUACAUUCAUGGUAGAAGGAUCAAGAAUCUAGGAUAAUCAGGGGGCUUAAAGUGUAGGAUAAACGGAAUAACGAGAUUAUGGCUUCGGGUCUUCAGAAGUUAAUCACAAGUGAAGAAGAUGAUGACGAAGAAAUGGAGAUGGACGUGAAAGAAGAGGACGAUGGCGAUGAAGAAGAUGAUGAAGAUGGAGAGAAGCAUGUUGAUGCCGCCCAAAUGAUGGUGGGCGUUGAUGGGGAAAUGCCAACAAGAAGUAAUAAUAAUAACCGUUUUCAACAGCACCAUCAAUUUCAAGAACAAGUGGGGACUCCAGGAGGGGGAGGAGCUAGGAGGUGUAGACCGAUAGAAGAGAAAGAGAGAACUAAGUUAAGAGAACGGCAGCGCAGGGCUAUCACUGCGAGGAUCUUAGCAGGGCUGCGGAGACAUGGAAAUUAUAAUCUUAGAGUUAGGGCUGAUAUCAAUGAUGUAAUUGCAGCUUUGGCUAGGGAAGCUGGCUGGGUUGUUCUUCCAGAUGGAACAACGUUUCCUUCAAAAUCUCAGGGUGCAAGGCUGGCUGGUGUCAAUUCUGCGCCAGUGACAUCAUCCUCCCAAAUGGUGUCCCCACAUACUCCUGCUUCCCUUAAAGGAGGUACUUCUAGCUAUCAGAGCCCUGGGGAGCUUAAUGCUUGUAACAUCAAAGGUGUUUAUUUGCCCAGUUUAUCACCUUAUGAUCUCCCCUCAAGUGCUCGGUCCCAAAGUUCAUCCCUUGUGGGAGAAGGAGCAUGUCAAACAGAGAGUCAUCCUCUUAUAGGUGGCUCCAUGGAUAAUAUUGGUGACAAACAGAUUGUUGACAUACCCCUGAAGUUACAAGAACGCGAUUUCUCCAGCACCGCUAACAUUCCAGUUUAUAUAAUGCUACCACUUGGUGUCAUUAAUAUGAAGUGUGAGCUGGUUGAUCCAGAUGGUCUAUUAAAGCAGCUAAGGGUUUUGAAAUCAGUUAAUGUAGAUGGGGUUAUGGUUGAUUGCUGGUGGGGAAUAGUAGAAGGACAUGCUCCACAGGAGUAUAACUGGAAUGGAUACAGGAGGCUCUUUCAGAUGGUGCGCGAGCUUAAGCUGAAGCUACAGGUUGUGAUGUCAUUUCAUGAAUGUGGAGGCAAUGUUGGUGAUGAUGUGUGUAUUCCACUGCCUCAUUGGGUGGCUGAAAUUGGUAGAAGCAACCCUGACAUAUUUUUCACCGAUAGAGAGGGAAGACGUAAUCCUGAAUGCCUUUCGUGGGGAAUUGACAAGGAACGAGUUCUAAGAGGCCGGACAGCUGUUGAGGUAUACUUUGACUGCAUGAGAAGCUUCCGUGUAGAGUUUGACGAGUACUUUAAAGAUGGUAAUAUCUCCAUGAUUCAAGUUGGACUAGGUCCGUGUGGGGAAUUGCGAUACCCAUCUUGUCCUGUAAAGCAUGGUUGGCGAUAUCCCGGUGUCGGUGAAUUUCAGUGUUACGAUCAAUAUUUGCUGAAAAGUUUGAGGAAGGCAGCAGAAGCAAAGGGACACUCCUUCUGGGGUAGAGGUCCAGAAAAUGCAGGUUCUUAUAAUUCCCGGCCAAAUGAAACCAGUUUCUUUUCCGAAGGCGGUGAUUAUGAUGGCUACUAUGGCAGGUUCUUCCUUAACUGGUACUCUCGAGUUUUAGUUGAUCAUGGUGAUCGGGUGCUUUCUCUAGCAAAGUUAGCUUUUGACGGAACCUGCAUUGCUGCAAAGCUAUCAGGUCUUCACUGGUGGUACAAGACAGCCAGUCAUGCAGCUGAAUUGACUGCAGGCUUCUAUAAUUCAUGCAAUCGUGAUGGUUAUGCUCCAAUCAUGACGAUGCUAAAGAAGCACGAAGCUACUGUAAAAUUAGCAUGUACUGAAUUGCACGUGUUAGACCAGCAUGAAGAAUUCCAAGAGGCACUGGGAGAUUCUGAGGGUUUAUUUUGGCAAGUGCUGAAUGCUGCGUGGGAUGUUUGCGUACCAGUUUCUAGUGAGAACGCUCUUGCUUGUCAUGAUCGUAUCAGCUACAACAAGAUAUUGGAUAAUUCCAAGCCCUUGACUGAUCCAGAUGGAAGGCAUUUGUCAUCUUUUACCUACCUUAGGCUCAGUCCACUCCUAAUGGAAAGACAAAACUUCAUGGAAUUUGAGCGAUUCGUUAGGAGAAUGCACGGGGAAGCUGUUGUUGAUCACCAAGUAUAUAGCAAGUAGAACGAAGUCUCGCCAGAUGGUGUUUUAUUUAUCCUCUUGAAGGGAGAGGUUUGUUCGGUUAGUGUAUUUUCUUCUUUUCUUAGAGAAAGAGGAAAAUUUUCAUAGCCCCCAAAAUUGUUGUGCUCAUUAAUUUCCAGAUGCGGGUAUUAGUAUUAGUAUUAGUCAGUUACCUAUACCAGUCGAUAUGACAGUGGCUAACGACGAGAUUCAACUAUUUUGUCAUCGAACAGCGAUCACGAUUGAUAUGUAAAAGUAAUUUAAAUGUAAAAUCCUUGUAGCUUUUAGAAAACAUUGCUUGCGGAA
Molecule: messenger RNA, 2911 nt
Organism: Malus domestica (apple)
Lineage: Eukaryota; Viridiplantae; Streptophyta; Magnoliopsida; Rosales; Rosaceae
Source: RefSeq, a predicted model, not a curated record